UUAUGAUGAUUCGCUUAUUUCCGGUAUAAGUUGAAUACGCACUUCCUUUUUCCGGUCGACCAAGCCAAUAACAAAAUGAGCGAAGGUGCGGCCACGAUCCGAACACGGAAGUUUAUGACCAACCGCCUGCUAUGCAGGAGGCAAAUGGUUGUUGAUGUUGUUCACCCAGGUAGGGCAACCGUUCCCAAGACGGAAAUUCGCGAGAAGCUUGCAAGAAUGUACAAGACGACUCCCGAUGUCGUAGUUUGCUUUGGAUUCCGAACGCAGUUUGGAGGUGGAAAGACAACAGGCUUUGGGCUUGUUUACGACACUUUAGACUUUGCCAAGAAAUUUGAACCAAAGUACCGAUUAUCAAGGCAAGGAUUAUAUGAAAAGGUGGCAAAGCCUGGAAGGAAGCAGAGGAAAGAAAGGAAAAACCGACAGAAGAAGGUUCGAGGUACAGCAAAGGCAAAGGUUGGAGCAGGAAAAGACAAAAAGCGUUGAAGCAGUUUAUUACAACAGUAACCCAGAUGGAAGAUCAUUUCUGUGGUUUUGUAUUAAAUUAAAACUAUUGGGGAACUA
Messenger RNA from Gigantopelta aegis, 561 nucleotides. RefSeq names its product 40S ribosomal protein S24-like. NCBI's taxonomy places the organism in Eukaryota, Metazoa, Mollusca, Gastropoda, Neomphalida, Peltospiridae. The coding region runs from base 76 to 483 and encodes 135 amino acids. The transcript has 6 exons. Gene Ontology annotation, molecular function: structural constituent of ribosome. The record is from RefSeq and is a predicted model, not a curated record. Gene Ontology annotation, cellular component: ribosome. Gene Ontology annotation, biological process: translation.